Molecule: messenger RNA, 4314 nt
Organism: Engraulis encrasicolus (European anchovy)
Lineage: Eukaryota; Metazoa; Chordata; Actinopteri; Clupeiformes; Engraulidae
Product: coiled-coil domain-containing protein 171-like
Exons: 25
Coding region: 235-3930 (1231 amino acids)
Source: RefSeq, a predicted model, not a curated record
AGUCGUACUUCAAAAAUACCUUCUUUCAAGCCAGGUAUUUAUGCAAGUCUUCACGUCCUGUAAAGUCCGUGACUGUUCACCUGUCAGAAACUAAAGAGUGAUCAGAUGUGGAAGAUGUGGCUACCUUUCUAAUUUCUCUCUUCAUGUCAUCAUCGGUGUGAUCUUGGCUGCAAACCUGAUCAUCUGAGAUUUUUAUCGAUUAGUCCUGGGACUAGGGGCGCAGUCACUGCAGCCAUGCCGGGGGACCCAAGAGGGGCUGGAGAGAGGAUGGUACCAGCCGUCCGCUUCAAACAAAAGGCCCCAGGACAGAAGACCAGGCUCCGGGCCUCUCACCCACAACCCUCUGCUGCCCAGCCCAUCUCCCAGGAGCAAAUAGACAGGCUGAAGGAGGUGAUUGUGCAGCUGGAGGGCGAGCGGGAAAAGAUUCUACGUGAGCGUGACAUGUGUACGCGUGCAUGCCAGGAUGUCGUGGGCGAGUCGGAGUCCACCCACACGGGCCUGAGAUGGAAACUCAACCAGCUGGAGGGAGAAAAGCUGGACCUGGUCUCCCAACACAACCAGGAGGUGUCCCAGCUGCAUGCCCAGGUGGCCAGGCUGAGGGCACAGGUGGAGCGCGGGGAGGCCACGCGUCAGACCCUGGAGUACGACAUUGCCGUAGCAACCCGGGACGCGGCCUUCGCCCAGGACAAAGCAGAAGCCCGUGUGGCCGAAAUGCAGAAAGAAAACCACGAACUGAAAGAUAUGAACACUGAGCUGUGCCAGACAGCAGAGGACCUGCAGCGUGCGCUGGAGAUUAGCAGGCAGGCUAGAGAGGAGGACCUACAGGGCCUCACCGCGGAGCUCGCCGAGAGGGACCAGCUCCUCGUCACCGCACACACAGACAACGACCAGCUCACCACAGAGAAAACCCGACUGCUGGCAGUACUACAGGAACAGGAGGGCACCUUGCAUAAGCUGAAGGAGCGUCUGGAGGGGGAGCAGAGGGAGAGGGAGAAGGACAGACGGUCCGCCGACAAGGAAAGGAGGUGCCGCAAAGAGCUGGAGAUGAAGCUAAAGACGGUUGAGACGGCAUUGAAGGCGGAGCAGAGUGUGCAACAGGAAAUGACAUCAGGACUGGCGGCCCUCAGGGAGAGGCUAAAGGAGGCCGAGAGCUCGCAGACACGCUAUAAGAAAAGGGCCAACGAUGUGCAGGCCAAACUAGAACAGGUGGAAAAAGAGCAUGCCGGUGCUAAGGCGGAGUUGAACAGCCUGGUGCAGGAGGAGAGAGAGACCUGCCGCAAGCUCAGAGGAACCAUCCAGGAACUGCACAUCGCACACACACACAGCCAGGAGCAACUCACCACGGCGUUUGAGAGGCGGCAGGUUCAGGAAGAGGAGCAUGAGAUGGUCAUGAAGCAGCUCAGCCACCUGCUGCAAGAGCAUGGCCAGCAGGGGGAGACAAACACAAGCAACGCAGGAGAGGAGAGUAAACCCAGUUUCUCUGCUAUGCUGGAUGGUGUGAGGAGAGUACUAGAUAACUACCAGAAAAGCCUUACUGCUGCACAGUCACAGGUGCAGAGCGUAGAGGAGAAGUAUCUUCUGCUGUGUCAGGAUGUCUCCCAGAAGGAGGAAGUCAGCAGCUCCUUACAGAAGACCUCUCAGGAGCAUGCAGAGCGUGUGUGUGUGUUGACUGAGGAGUUGAAGCGUCUGCGCUGUAACUAUGAGGGGGCCCAGAGUCUGGCGGCCAAGGCCCAGUCCCGCCUAGAGGAGCUCACACAGCACUGUCAAGAGGCGCACACACACCUCCACACACUCCGAGACCAGCAGCACAGAGACCAGCAGGAGAGGUUGGAGUUUCUCCACUCCCUGUACCAGCGGCUGGUGGCGGGCUGCGUCCUCAUGAAGUCACCGCAAGGCAUGAUGGGAAGCUUCUCCUGGCCCGAGCUGUGCGCCGCGCUACAGGACCAAGCCGACCUCCUCCUCACUGAUCUACACUCCACCAAGGAACAGGUGCAGCAUCUUGAGGAGGAGGUAGAGAGGCGUGCACGUUCUCUGCGUGAGAUGCACGAGGCCCAUAGCGACGCGAUUGAGGCCCUCACCUCACAGCUCAGGCUCCGAGAACAGGACUGGCUCACACAGAAAGAAGAGAUGUUGAAACAACACACAGCACUCACAGACCAGCUACACCAGAGGACACAGGAGCUGCGUAGCAAGGCGGACGCCUCUAAGGAACGUCUGAGCGCGACGGAGCACGAGAAGGCCCGUCUGAGCACCCGAGCGUCCGACCUGCGAGAGCGCCUCAAGGCCGCCGAGCGCCUUUCGUCAUCACUGCUCCACAGCGCCGCCCUGCUGGCCGGCUGCCUCUGGCCACUACUGAGACGCACUAGAGACCUGGCACGACAGAAGAGGGCACUGCAGGGUCUCCUGGACGGCCGCGGCACGCUGGAGCGAGAGGUGCAGGCCAUCCUCCUGGCUCUGGGAAACGGCGACCCGGAAGAUGGCGACACCGCUGGGACACACACACUCCACAAGCCAACAACAACAGCAAUGGGCACACGCAUUCCAACUCACACACUUGCCUGGCGUCGCAAGGGCAUGUGGGGAUUCCGGCGUGCCGUGAUUGGGGUGCUGGCAGCUGGGCGUUUCAGGGUGCUGGCGAGGGUGGGCGCGCGAGUCUGCUUCACGGCUGAGAAUCCGUACGGGGAAGGGACGGUGUGUGUGAGCGUCUGCGCGCCGUCGGAGCGAAGGAUUAGGAGGAAUGGAGAGGAGGAAGAGAAGGAUGAAGAGGUGGAGUGGACGCAGGGCACCAAGCUGAAGAGCCUCAUUCUGACCUGCAGUGAGGAUGGCACAGAUGUGGCCAUCAGGUUUUCACGGCUGCUGGAGAGGCUUGUGUGUGAGAGUGACCGUUGCCACGGCUACCACAGCGAGAGGGGCUCACUGGUACGCCUGCUGGCCCAGGGACUCUACCGACUGCGCAAGACGCAGCCCCCACCGCCUCAACACUACAACAGCAAGAGCGUGGUGUCGUCUCUGCAGCAGCACAUCUUGGCCUUCACGCAGCGUCUGCACGCGGCCGAGGUGGAACGCCGCAACCUGCGCCUGGAGCUAGCCCAGCUCAAACGCCAAGCGCACGCCCUCCCGCCACAACCACCGCAGGACCCCAAGCACACGGCGUGUGUGCCGGCUGCGCGCGUGCAGGAGAUGCUGCUGGAGCUGAGUGCAGCGCUGCAGAGGGAGCAGCAGGCCCAGGAGCUGCUCCACCAGCAGGCCACACAGCUGCAGGAGCUGGGCCUCAGCAUGGAGCUGCACGCCGGGGAACAGCAGGAGAAGGACCGCACUCUGGCCACCGCUGUCAAGAGUCUGUCGGAGUGCAAGGCAGAGUUGCGGCGUAAGGACCAAUCGCUGCGUCAGCUUGGCAAACACCUCAGCCAAUCACAGCAGGAGAGACAGGAGCUGCAGCAGAGCAUACACACCGCCGAGAACGCCCUGCGCAUGGCCGCCAAAUCAAAGGAUUCGCUGGCCAGUUACAUGAAGGCUGUGGAGAGCAGUCUCAACGAGGUGAGGGAGCGUAUCAUGCUCCCCAGUCCGUGUCUCUCCUCAGGUGACAUUGUGUGGCACGUACCCAGCAUGCACCUGGAGAUGGCCGCCUCCGAGAUGCUGAUGGGGGGCCCAGAGGUGGCCACUUGCCAGAGCUUUGUGAGCUGCUUUGCGGAGGUCUUCCAGCUGCUGUGUGGUAAGCUGGCGUGUGUGGAGAGGGAGAUGGAGUCACGCCGAUCACACAUCCACGCCCUGAAGGAGGAACUGCACAGGGCCUGCCUUAGAGAGACCAGCCCUGUGAAACAGAUGGAAGAGGAGUACGCACCUCUUCCUAUGAAGGACGACCCUGUCCUGGCCUCUGGUCCUCUCAAGAAGACUAACGCACCAGCCAAGAGGACAUGCAAAAAACACUGACACACACAGACACGCACAGACACAUCUGUACCUGUGAAGGAUGACCCCGUCUGCUACUCUGUCGCCCAGAAGAAGACCACAGCACCAGCCUAGAGGACAUGCAAAAAACACUGACACACACACACACACACACACACACACACACACACACACACAUACACACACACUGAGACUGCUCUCCACACCUCUACCAGACAAGCAAAGAGUGGGUUUAUGGACACAGAGCUGGCCAAAAAAGGAUAUAUUGUGCUGAAUCGGGCAUAGAUUCAGAUAGAUGUUUAGGAUAUGUGUGUGUGAUUUUAUACACUUUUUGUAUUCGUUUUAUACACAACCAUUUUAUAUAUGUCGAUCAAUGAUCUGCAUUAAAAAAAAGCUGUGACACAG